Eruca vesicaria subsp. sativa (arugula) is the source of this 891-nucleotide messenger RNA. The record is from the annotation of a GenBank genome assembly. NCBI's taxonomy places the organism in Eukaryota, Viridiplantae, Streptophyta, Magnoliopsida, Brassicales, Brassicaceae.
AUGAUGAAGACGACAAUAUUAAUGCAGAUAUGUUCGAUAUAUUCACAUGAAGAUUUUGAAAAUGACAUAGUCGUGUCAAUCGAUUUCUCAUCAUCCUCUUUGCAAUAUCCAGUGAUAGAUCAACUCCUUACAACAACAAAUGAAGACCAGUUUGAUUUCACAUCAGAAGUUCAAGUUGUUCAUCAGCUUCCUAAUAUUUCAGAUACUGUGGCUCUACCACACGUUUCCUCUAUAGCUCCUCCUCCUAAUUUAGCAUUAGGGUUUUUCGAAGAAGAUUGGCUUUCUUCGGUCCCAAGUUACAGUCUUGACUUAAACCCUACUUCUUUCUUCCGUACUUCCGGUUUACCAACAUAUAUGUUGAAUAUGAACACCGGUUUAUUAUCUUCUGAAAGUUACUCCGGUUUAUAUCCUGGUCAUGUUCAUAUGGGACCGGAAUUUAGCAAACUAGGUGAUCAAUUGAUGGAUUUUCAAGCUGAUAAUAGUGGAUUAUUCCGGACCGGUCGAGAUAAACGGUUUAGAAGAUUUGCGUUAAAUAAAGUAGUGAAACUCUCUCCUGAACAAAGGAAAGAGAAGAUCCAUAAGUACAUGAAAAAGAGAAACGAAAGGAACUUUAGCAAGAAAAUCAAGUAUGCAUGUAGGAAAACAUUGGCAGAUAAUCGUCCAAGAUUUAGAGGAAGAUUUGCAAAGAAUGAUGAAUUUGGUGAACUACAUAAACAAGGCUCUUCAAGCCAUCAUUAUGAUGAAGACGAGGACGGUGUGGGAGUGAAGGAUGAGGAACAAUUAGUAGAUUCUUCAGACAUUUUUGCACACAUUAGUGGACCCAAUUCCUUCAAGUACAACUACUCAGGUCCAAUCUUGGAUUUGAGUUUCAAGUCCCACACCUUAAAUUAA